Molecule: messenger RNA, 1551 nt
Organism: Alternaria atra
Lineage: Eukaryota; Fungi; Ascomycota; Dothideomycetes; Pleosporales; Pleosporaceae
Exons: 1
Coding region: 1-1551 (516 amino acids)
Molecular function (GO): metal ion binding; ATP binding
Source: RefSeq, a predicted model, not a curated record
AUGGCUGAGGGAAAGAAGGAUGCCGUGGUGUUGCCAUUUUACUAUAGCCAUGUGUGGAAGAAUGUGCUUCUACUGGCUCUGAGCGCUGUUUGCGCGCCUCUCUCGGCAGCGCUGGUGUUGGUUGGUCUUGCAGUGUCGAAAGUCCAUGGGCAGCGCAACGCGACCUUUUCCAAGGAGGAUAAGCAACAUGUUGCUGCUGCACGAAGACGGAAAACUAUUCUUGUCACGGGGGUGUCGAUGACCAAGGGCCUCACUAUUGCGCGCAAUUUGUCUCAGCAUACACCGCACCGCAUCAUUGGCGCCGACAUCUCUGCUUUAUCGCCAGGUCGCUUCUCCAGCGCUAUUGCGAGGUACUACCGUCUGGACACACCGAGUGGCGACGAUGCGGACCCGUAUAUUGACUCCAUUCUCUCAAUCAUUCAGCGCGAGAAAGUGGACCUAUGGAUCAGCUGCUCCAGUGUCGUUGCAGCCGUAGAAGACGGUCAAGUCGUCCGCUUAGCAGAGAAGCAAGCAAAAGAACAAGGCCGCCAGUUCGAAGCCAUCCAAUUCAGGGAAGAUGUUGUUGAGAAGUUCCACGAGAAGGACAAAUUCAUCGAUUACAUCGAAUCCCUUGGUCUGCCGAUCCCGGAAUCGCACCGCUGCACUCAUCCAGGCGAAGCCCUCGAUGUGCUCAUGGGAGAGCUUCAUAGAACGCCAACGAAAUCUGGAAGACCGGUACCCAGGCGACGAUUCAUCAUGAAACCCAUUGGAGUGGACGACAAGGCUCGGAACAACAUGAUGACCCUCCUGCCCUUUAGUACUCCAGAUGCAACAGCCCAAUACAUCCACUCGCUCAACAUCAGCAAAGAAAACCCCUUCCAGCUCCAGCAAUUCAUCAAAGGGAACGAAUAUUGCACACACGCCCUCGUCAUCGGCGGCAAAGUAAAAGCCUUCACCAGCUGCCCCAGCUUAGAACUCCUCAUGCACUACGAACCGCUGCCAGCCUCCUCCCCCCUCAGUAAGAAGAUGCUCGAAUUCACCGAGCGCGUGUGCAAGGACGGCGGCGAAACCUUUACGGGCCAUUUGAGUUUCGACUUCUUAGUCGAGAAUGAUGAUAAGGGUGCGGCUGCAAAAUUCUACCCUAUCGAAUCCAACCCCCGCGCUCACACGGCAGUCGUACUGUUCGAGCAAACUCCCGAGAUGGCAGAAGCAUACCUCUCCAUAUUCGACAGCCCUAACCCCUUGACCUCCAAAAACAAGUCUGGUCCUGUUUUCCCUCGCACCCCGACGUACAGUUACUACUGGAUCGGACAUGACCUGGUAUCUUUCGUCAUCUUACCACUUCUCGAUUUGUUGUUCGGCGUCACGACGCUACAGAAUGCGUUUAACGAUCUAGCGACCUUUUGGAGUCAUGUUGUAGGCUGGAAGGAUGGAACGUACUUGUUUGAAGACCCGGUGCCGUUUUUUGUUUUGUAUCACCUAUAUUGGCCAGCGAAGUUUUUGGAAGCGUUGAGGAGGGGGAAAGGGUGGAGUCGGAUUAACGUUAGUACUACGAAGAUGUUUGAGGGGUGA